This is a messenger RNA of Macrosiphum euphorbiae (potato aphid), 2457 nucleotides long. NCBI's taxonomy places the organism in Eukaryota, Metazoa, Arthropoda, Insecta, Hemiptera, Aphididae. The record is from the annotation of a GenBank genome assembly.
AUGGAAUCUGAAAUAAAAUGUUCAAUAUGUGACAAAAACUUUACACAAAAAAAAAAUCUGAACGCACAUUUACGGAAUAUUCAUAACAUAGAACCAGUGUUUACCGAUUUUUUGUGUGAUAUUUGCAACAAAUACUUUAAAACUAAAAACACGUUGGACACACAUAUCAAAAAGUUUCAUCAAACCAAUGAUAAUGAAGGAAAGAAGAAAGAAACUAGAAUAAUUUGUCCUAAUAGUGAAUGUAAAGAACCUUUGUACUCCUAUGCUAAAUUGAAUAUUCACUUAUCUCAAAUACAUGGGUUUACUGAAAAAGUGAAGGAAAUGAAAUUUCUAAACAUCCCAGAAUUUGACACAUGGAAAAGAGGAGAAGAACAAAAAAGUUUUUCAAUGUUUGUUAAGGAUAGAGCAAUGUCAAAAUUUCAUGAUGGAUGUAGAAGACAAUAUUAUUAUUGUCAUCGUUCAUAUAACUAUGGUAGUAAGAAUGAAAACCAUGAAAAAAUGGAGAAAGCGAGAGAAACUAAAUUCAUGGGAAGUAAUAAAAUAGAUGGAACUUGUCCAUCUAUGAUGAAAGUUACAUAUAUAGAACAUGAAGGGACAGUUAACGUUAAGUUUUGGGAAAAUCAUUAUGGCCAUGAUCAUGAAAUUGGUAGAAUUAGAAUUGACGAAGAAACCAGAACAAAAAUUGCUGCAAAAUUGAAAGAAGGAGUAACUUUCGCACAUAUUAUAGAUUCAAUUCGUGAUCAAGAAGUGACAGAUGAUACUUUAAAACGAUCUCUCCUUUUGGACCGUAAAGAUCUGCAUAACAUUUCACGAGACUUCAAUAUUGAUUAUGCUACAAAAAAACACAAAAACGAUGCAAUUAGUAUAAAGUUAUGGGUUGAAGAGAUGAAGACAUUAGAAAAACAAUGUCCUGUUUUAUACUACAAAGGCCAAGAUGAGAAUGAUUGGAACGGAGAACAAGGAGUCUUGGAUAAGAAAGAUUUUACAAUCAUUUUAAUGACAAAUUUUCAAGUAGAACAAUUAAAAAAAUUCGGCCACAAUAAAAUUUGUAUAGAUGGUACUCAUGGCACAAAUGCAUAUGAUAUUCAGUUAUAUACUAUUGUAACUGUUGAUGAAUUUGGAUCAGGUUGUCCAGUUGCGUUCUGUUUGUCAAAUCGAUCUGAUGAGAUAAUUUUCCAAUUAUAUUUCAAUAUAAUUAAGCAUAAAGUAGGUGUUAUUAACUGCAAUGUAUUUAUGACUGAUGAUGCUCCAGCGUUCUAUAAUGCAUGGGUUGUUGUUAUGGGAUCUGUUGAACACAGACUAUUGUGUACAUGGCAUGUAGACAAAAACUGGAGACAAAAUCUAUGUAAAAUCAGUGGCGGACCUGAAAAGAAAGCAUUAGUCUACAAAUCAUUAAGAAUCCUUUUACAAACCACAUCUAUAGAACAAUUUUAUAGUUACCUCGAAAAUGUCUUACAAGAUUUGAAGGAUGAUGAUGAUACUAAUAGGUUUGGAAUGUACUUUGAGAAAUAUUAUUCAAGGCGGCCAGAAUGUUGGGCUUAUUGUUUUAGGUUGAGGCUUGGGAUAAAUACAAAUAUGUAUUUGGAAUCGUUUCACAAGAUAUUGAAGCAUAUAUAUUUGGAAGGGAAAAGAGUGAAACGUUUAGACAAAACUAUUCAUGCUCUCAUGAAAUUUUCUAGAGAUAGUCUUUACAAGCGAUUGAUCAAAUUAUCAAAAUAUGUCCCAACCGAAAAAGUUCAAAAAGUCCGCCUAAGUCAUAACAUGAGUGAAACAAUUGAACUGGAACAAAUUAACAUUUUGGAAAAUGAGAAAGGGUACAUAAUACACUCAUUAUCAAAUCCUUCCCAACAGUAUUAUAUCGUGAAAGUUAGUGAAACGUGUACACAAACAGCAUGUUUAAAAUGUGAAAAAUGCAAAAUUUGCAUUCAUACUUACCAUUGUUCUUGCAUUGACAAUGUCAUCAAAGCAAAUAUUUGUAAGCAUAUACAUGCUUGUGCUCGUAAUUUCUAUAAACAUUUGGAUGACAAUAAUAUUAUUCAUAAAGAAACAAAUCUUGAAGAACAAAAAAUCUUAUUUGAUAUGAACACAACAAAUCACCACAAAAUUGAUCAAAAUCUGAAAAUAAAACAUCAAGCAGAAAUUAUUUUGGGUCUAACUGGAACAAAUGCAUUAAGUGAUCAAAAUAGAAUACAGAUAGAAAAAAAAUUAAGUGAAGUUAUUACACUCAUGAAUGAAGGAGAAAAAAUAAAACUUACGCCAGUUGAAGAUAUCAAUGUUACAAAAAAAAUUGAUAAUCAGAUUCGGCUCUACUCAACUAAAAAAAAAAGCUGUCAUAAAACUCAAAUCUCAAAACCUUCCAUAAAUGAAACUAAUGCAAUAGUAUCUGGAUUUGAAGAUGUUAAUAGUGAGAGUGCUCAUGUUCACAGUGCAUUUGAUCAUUCAUAUGAUACAAUUUAA